Molecule: messenger RNA, 2194 nt
Organism: Triplophysa rosa
Lineage: Eukaryota; Metazoa; Chordata; Actinopteri; Cypriniformes; Nemacheilidae
Gene: osbpl2a
Product: oxysterol binding protein-like 2a
Exons: 15
Coding region: 193-1584 (463 amino acids)
Cellular component (GO): membrane; intracellular membrane-bounded organelle; cytosol
Molecular function (GO): cholesterol binding
Source: RefSeq, a predicted model, not a curated record
UCCAUAGCCUUCCAAUCCCGUCUGUCAUUCCUUACUAGCGAAAUGUCUCCGCCCCCGUGUCAGCCUUCCCAAACUGGAUGCUUGUUGUCUGUCCCAGCGGAGAAAGGAUCGAUCCAGCUUUACGUUAUUCAAAGAACACAUUCAGGCUGAGAACAAUGCCUUCUGAUUGACAUCAACAGCACUAAGUCCAUCAUGAACAGCGAGGAAGAGUUCUAUGAUGCUGAGACAGGUUUGGAAUCUGACGACUCGUGUGAAGUCAGCUAUAAAGAUGCCAGCAAGCAGACAGCGAAUGGCAAAGUGCCAUCUGAGAACGGUGUUUGGGAGAGACGGACUACUCUCCCAGCACCCAUGUUCUCCAGAAAUGACUUCAGCGUAUGGGGCUUCCUGAAGAAAUGCAUCGGAAUGGAGCUGUCGAAGAUAACAAUGCCUAUUGUUUUCAACGAACCGCUGAGCUUCUUGCAGAGAAUUACAGAGUACAUGGAACAUACAUACCUCAUCCAUAAAGCUUGUACACUUUCAGACUCCUUCGAGCGUAUGCAGUUUGUUGCCGCGUUCGCCGUUUCUGCUGUUGCAUCACAAUGGGACAGAACUGGAAAACCUUUUAACCCUUUGUUAGGAGAGACGUACGAGCUCAUGAGGGAGGAGGAGGGUUACCGCAUGAUCUCGGAACAGGUCAGCCACCAUCCACCAAUCAGUGCCUUCUACGCUGAGUCACUGAAUCAGGACUUUUCGUUUCAUGGCUCUAUCUACCCAAAACUCAAAUUCUGGGGGAAGAGUGUGGAGGCGGAGCCUAAGGGCACCAUGACGCUCGAGCUGUCAAAGCACAAAGAAGCAUACACAUGGACAAACCCUAUGUGCUGUGUGCAUAAUGUUAUCCUGGGUAAACUCUGGAUUGAGCAGUAUGGAACAGUGGAAAUAGUUAACCACAGCACGGGGGAUAAAUGUGUGCUGAAUUUUAAGCCUUGCGGCAUGUUUGGCAAAGAGCUGCACAGAGUAGAGGGACAUAUCCAGGCCAAGAGUAAAAAGAAGCGUCUGGUUAUCUAUGGGAAGUGGACUGAGUGCGUGUACAGCAUUGAGCCAAAAGUCUACGAAGCCAAUAAGAAAGCGGAGAAGAAAAGCGGAGGAGAUUCCAAGAAACACAAGCAGGAGCAGAGUCCAGGUGGUGAUGAUGCGGAUGAGAUGCCAGAUGUCCAGGAGACGGUCACUAUGAUCCCAGGCAGCACGUUACUGUGGAGAGUGGCCCCUCGACCCCCAAACUCCACACAGAUGUAUAAUUUUACCAAUUUUACCAUGACGCUCAAUGAGCUGGAGCCCGGCAUGGCUGGAGUCAUCGCACCAACAGACUGUCGUCUGCGACCAGACAUCAGAGCAAUGGAGAAUGGUGAUAUAGACACUGCAAGUCAAGAGAAGGAGAGACUGGAGGAGAAGCAGAGAGCUGCUAGAAGAGAACGUGCUAAAGAUGAGGCCGAAUGGUCCACAAGAUGGUUCCAGCAAGGCAAUAAUCCUUACACUGGAGCAGCAGACUGGAUCUACAAGGGUGGUUACUUCGACAGGAGGUACUCUGAUCUUCCAGACGUCUUCUGAUUUGGUCGGAAGGAUGAAGAGAGGUUGUGACAGGGGUUUUCAAACUGAGGUCCGGGACCCCCAGGGGGCCUCCAGAAGGUUGCAAGGGGUCCCCCAGAAGGUUGCAAGGGGUCCCCCAGAAAUGUUCUAGGAAAAAAUGAUAAAAGUUCACAGUGUGAACACCCCUGGGUUGUGACACUAGGAUUUGUUGCUGUUGUGAAACUCACUUCACAGAUAGAGGCCUGAAUUUCCACUGUGGUGCAAUGCUGGCUUUACAUAGUUGAACAUGGUAUAUUGUGACUUUUUACUACCUUUGUAUAGACCACCACAAUUCGUGACAAAAAUGCACUUAUGAAUUUGCUAAUUUGUAAGCUAGCAAUAUUAAUGAUAUCUGUCAGACCUCACUGAUUAAUAAAGUUUUUGUCUUUAAAGUCAUAUGGAAUUGACAAACAUCAGAUCAGAAUUUUUGACAAACCAUUUGGAAGAGGUUCCAUAAUAUGUAAGACGGCGAGAAAAUUGUGAAUUAUAUAUUGUUGUGCAUUAACCUAAAAUGUGAACUGAUCUUUAUCAAAUGUCCUUGAUAAGGGGAUCUAAUUAAACACAUAAUAGAAAAAACUCCUUGUCUGUGUCU